AUGGAUAUCAGUUGCCAGAGAAACCUGGCUUUACUAUGGCGGUUGGAGGAGCAGCAGUGAUCACACGUCGGCUGCUGGAAAGAACUGGAUUCUCGUUUCAGGUCAUCAUCAGAAAAGCUAAGUUUGCUAUACAGUAAGGAUCAGGAGAUCUGACCCUGGUUGCAGAACCAUUCCUGGUUGCAGAAUACAGGGUUGUAUUCCCACUUCAUCUUUCCAGACCAUCCUAGGAAAUUACUAGGAAUCCUUGGAAGGGAAAGAAGGAACAUUGUUGGUUGGAAUAAAAACAGGGUUGAAUGAGUUCCAGAAAGCAGGCUUCUCAAACUCGUGGACAACAAGCUGCUGAAGAAGACAACUUUAAGAAACCAACCCGGAGCAAUAUGCAGAGAAGUAAGAUGAGAGGGGCUGCCUCGGGAAAGAAGUCAGCUGGUUCGCAGCCGAAGAAUCUCGAUCCAGCUCUGCCCGGAAGAUGGGGAGGUCGCUCUGCUGAGAACCCCCCUUCUGGUUCUGUGCGGAAGACCAGGAAGAACAAGCAGAAGGCUCCUGGCAACGGAGACGGUGGCAGUACCAGUGAAGUCCCCCAGCCCCCUCGGAAGAAAAGGGCACGAGCUGACCCCACUGUGGAGAGCGAGGAGGCCUUCAAGAGUAGGAUGGAGGUGAAGGUGAAGAUCCCUGAAGAAUUAAAACCAUGGCUGGUGGAGGACUGGGACUUGGUUACUAGGCAGAAGCAGUUGUUCCAGCUCCCUGCUAAAAAGAAUGUCGAUGCUAUUCUGGAGGAGUAUGCCAAUUGCAAGAAGUCGCAGGGAAAUGUUGAUAAUAAGGAGUACGCAGUUAAUGAAGUUGUAGGAGGGAUAAAAGAGUAUUUCAAUGUGAUGUUGGGCACUCAGCUGCUGUACAAGUUUGAAAGGCCUCAGUAUGCUGAGAUUCUGCUGGCUCACCCUGAUGCGCCAAUGUCGCAGAUCUAUGGGGCGCCACACCUACUGAGAUUAUUCGUGAGAAUUGGGGCAAUGCUGGCCUAUACGCCCCUUGAUGAGAAAAGCCUGGCAUUAUUGCUGGGCUAUCUGCAUGAUUUCCUUAAGUAUCUGGCAAAGAAUUCUGCCUCUCUGUUUACUGCCAGUGAUUACAAAGUGGCUUCUGCUGACUACCAUCGCAAAAUUCUUGCGGUAGCAGGAAAAUAUUACAAAGGGCAAAUAGGAAGUAAGAAUCAUAAAUCCUACAGGAUCAGUCAGUCCUUGAAGUCUCGUCUCAAAUUCUUGGCCGAGAGGCAGAGUCUAUAUUGUUCAGUUUGUACGGGUAAAACAAAGUGCUGUAGAUCCAUUUUGCUUUCCAACCCUGAAGAUGUACAAAGCAACAUGGGGGUUGCCGAGACUGCUGAGCGGAUAAAGGCGACUGUUGUUCAGCUGGAUAACCUGACUUUGUUUCCAGAUACCGACAUGGUAGAAGCAGAGAACCAACUCCUACAAGUUGUUCUCUGA
Mus pahari (shrew mouse) is the source of this 1472-nucleotide messenger RNA. RefSeq names its product mortality factor 4 like 2 (gene Morf4l2). The coding region runs from base 294 to 1472 and encodes 392 amino acids. Gene Ontology annotation, cellular component: NuA4 histone acetyltransferase complex; nucleus. Gene Ontology annotation, biological process: chromatin organization; regulation of DNA-templated transcription. The transcript is spliced from 6 exons. NCBI's taxonomy places the organism in Eukaryota, Metazoa, Chordata, Mammalia, Rodentia, Muridae. The record is from RefSeq and is a predicted model, not a curated record.